UAACUUUUUCUGAUUGACCUGUACCAUCUGUGCAUCUGUACCUACCUGUGCAACCUGUGACUUACUUGGUGUGUUGACUGCCCCUGUAUUCCUGAAUUUCAUUUAUCAUUAGUUAAAUUUUUAUUUUAGACCUUUCACUAGUACAGAUGUUUGCCGCUCUAUUUAUUUCUACUCAUUAACUUUCCUCUCCAUUUUCCCUCACACCUUGACUUUAGUUCACCGAAAACUUGUAGGAUUCCUCCGCUCCUCAUUCACGCAAACCUUAAUGCUUGUUCAGCUGAGAAGACAAUCCUAAUUGUUCAUCAUUUGCAAAUUCAUAAAUUGCACAAUAACUCUCCAUUCGAAAUAUUAAUGGAUGUUGAAAGUCAAAGCACCAAUACAUCUGCAGACGAUAAGACGGAAGACUUCUGUGAAAAUCCCACAAGAGAUGCCUUGGCAGAGGGUUUGAUGUGCUUGCUAAAGCCAACUAUUGACACUCUUGACGAAAGAGUGGCUGCUUGCAGUUCAAUCCCUGUGAAGAUACAGGCACAAAAGAAACACGCGUCAGGCGUUCUACCAUAAGAACACGUGUCAAACUGCGGCCGAGUUUCAUCUCCUAGCGGUGCAUCACAGGUGUGUAGUUACG
Molecule: messenger RNA, 625 nt
Organism: Bemisia tabaci
Lineage: Eukaryota; Metazoa; Arthropoda; Insecta; Hemiptera; Aleyrodidae
Gene: Snapin
Product: SNAP associated protein
Source: RefSeq, a predicted model, not a curated record